UUAGUCAAUCCUCUUUGGUUCGCAGCUUCGGAGCAUAUAGAGCUUUCUAACCUGGCCAAGUGGCCUCCCGCCUUUUUUAUCCACUCGAUUGUUGAAUUUUUUAAUAGUGAUAAAGUGCAGAGCUUCCAUUAGUAAUAUGGAAAAUAAUGACAUUGGAAAGAAAUCUAAAAAAUCCAGUAAACGACGAUUACUCGAUGGAAAUGAUAAAGUGAUGAAAAAAUUAAAGAAGAAGGCGAGGUGGGCAUCGUUAUCCAGUGAGAGUGAUAUCGAGAGGAGCCCUUCCCGGUAUUCCGGAAAAUUCCCGGACUGGUUGGAUAUGACGGAUUCGGAGGACCAAUUUGAAAAGCCGAAGGAGAAGAAGAAGAAGAAGAGAAAGAUCGCGAUUUCAGCAGAGGAGGCCGAGGUUUAUACGAAUGAAAAAGGGAAAAAACAUUCGAAGUAUGAUGAGCCGGAAGCUGACGUGAAGCUGGAGAUCUCUCCCAAGAAGAAAAAGAAGCAACCUGUGGAAGUGGCACCUGUUGUGAUUGAGAGAGAUCGUCCCUGUCCUAGAAGAUUCAAGAAGAGUCUCACACCUAUGGAGUUCAAGGAAAAUGGUGACGUCAGCGAUUUUCCUUCAAAGACUGAAGAAAAAAUUUCCAGGAAGACCUCUAAAGAUACUGAAUCGACUGCAGAAGAGCCCAGGAAGGAUGCAGCUUUCAGGAAAAAAGAGAAGAGCCCGAAGAAAGAGCCAAAAGCUCCUACAAACCUGUUUUCAGAGCACGACGAACUUCCCAAUGAUGUAGAAAAAUUUUCAGAAGCCUAUCCUGAGGUACUUGAAAAGCCUGUCGAAGUAACGGCUAAGUCCAGUCCCAAGAAAAAGCAUCCGAAGAAAUUGCCAAAGACCACUGAAAACCUGGCAGAUCACGACGAACUUCCCAAUGAUGCCAACGAAUUUUCUCAGGCUUCUCAUCAGGAAUUUAGAGAACCUGUCGAAGCGACGAUCAAGUCCAGCUCCUCAGAGAGCUCCGCGAAGGCUAGAUCACCCAGUAAGCCCUCCGAGAAGAAUAUCGAAGAGCAGAAACACGAUCCUAGCCAAGCGCACAAGGAGCCUCCUAAAAGACCAGUGAAAAAAAUCACCAAAGUGCCAGCUGCAGAGCUGGUGACUCUCGGUGAGGAGUACAAAAUAAAAAAAGUGAAUGAAAAGCCGUGCAGGGAUUGUAACGAGCCUGUGAAGAUUAAAAUGAAGACGAGAGUGAGAGACAUGGGGACGCAAACGAUAGAAUCAGCUGUGAUGAAUGGAUUGAGGACGAGGGGUCGUCCCAAAGGUCCUCCUAAGGUUAAAAAACAGGAUCCCGUCUCCGUUAAGGAUAGAAUAAUCACCCCCAGGCAACCGACUGAUCAGGACGAGUUUAUCGAUAUGCAUCACAAGCCCAAACCUCUCACUCAAGAGCAGAUCGAGCAACUGAGGAGUAUGACUGUUUCGUUGAAACACCCGGUACCACCACAGCAUGAUGUGGAGGUGACUGCUGGUUGUCGACCACUCACCUCAGAGGAGAAAGAAAAUUUCAAGGCUUUCGAGACACUGAAAAUUGGGGUUUGGCGCGUUGAAGAGGACCGGACCAUCGUGAAGAAUUGGAAAAAAUUCUGCAAGAGACACAGUUGGAAUCCGGACAUAACGGCCCCAUUCACAUCCUGGAGGCACAAAGGGGCCUAUUAUAUUCCCCAGAUGGACGAGAGGAAAAAAUUUCUACAGUUUCUGGCUCAUGGACUCUCUAAUAGAUCUCUUUACAAUGUUUAUAUGCGAUUCAAGAAUUUAUAUAGCACUCACAGAAUUGAAAGGUACUCACCUCUGGAAGAUGCCACUCUCAUGGCUGAGAUUGAGAACAAUCCCAAUUUCGAUAAGACCAAGUAUCUCUCACAACUAGCUGAAAAAUUAAACAGAACUCGACACUCGAUAUGGAGACGUUACCAGAUUUUAAAAAAGAAGGCAGAAGCAGCCGACGACGUUUAGUGUGAUAAUUUUUUCAACACAUUGGUUUUAAAAAUUGUCUAUUUUCAUAGUAAAAUAAUAUUAUCAUGAAUAA
Messenger RNA from Fopius arisanus, 2063 nucleotides. Its product is annotated as muscle M-line assembly protein unc-89. The record is from RefSeq and is a predicted model, not a curated record. The transcript is spliced from 2 exons. NCBI's taxonomy places the organism in Eukaryota, Metazoa, Arthropoda, Insecta, Hymenoptera, Braconidae. Bases 137 to 1990 code for a protein of 617 amino acids.